UGCUCACUCUCCCCGCGCGCAGUUUGGAGCCAGAGGGAGCUCAGGGAGCAAGCUAGCGAGCACUAGGAGCCCGGGCCAGCAGAGGGGGCGCCCGUCCGCUGCCUGCACCGCCGCCUCCACCGCGCUCGGGGGCCCCGGGAGGAGCGAGGGCGAGUCGGAGAGUCUGGGAGCCAAGCCCGGCAAGACCCAACUGCGGGAGGGCGCCUGCCCCGCUCAGCCGCCUCCUGAGCGCGAGCCGGGGAGCGCCCGCCGACCGCCCCGCGGGCCGGAGAGCAGGGAGCAUAGGUCCCCGCAGCUCCAGGGAUGGUGUAGGAGACGGCGCGAGGCUCGCUGCUCUGCUCCCUGCCGGGGCUCGCCGCCUCCUCCCGAUCUCCCAGUGCUGCAAAACCGCGGCGGCCGGGGGCUGCGCGCCGGGCGGCCCAGGCCGAAGAAGUUAGUUGUGCGCGCGCCGCUGAGUGCGCGGAGCGAGCGAGCGAGGGAGGCAGCGAAGCGCGGGGGCCAUGGGCUGGGGGAUCCACUGCUGCUGCCCGGGACGGCUGGACCUGCUGUGCGUGCUGGCGCUGCUCGGGGCAUGCCUGCUCCCCGUGUGCCGGACGCGCGUCUACACCAACCACUGGGCAGUCAAAAUCGCCGGCGGCUUCCCGGAGGCCAACCGCAUUGCUAGCAAGUACGGCUUCAUCAACAUAGGACAGAUCGGGGCCCUGAAGGACUAUUACCACUUCUACCAUAGCAGGACGAUUAAAAGGUCAGUUCUCUCAAGCAGAGGAACCCACAGUUUCAUUUCAAUGGAACCAAAGGUGGAAUGGAUCCAACAGCAAGUGGUAAAAAAACGGACCAAGAGAGAUUAUGACUUCAGUCGUGCCCAGUCUACUUACUUCAAUGAUCCCAAGUGGCCAAGCAUGUGGUAUAUGCACUGCAGUGACAACACACAUCCCUGUCAAUCAGACAUGAACAUUGAAGGAGCCUGGAAGAGAGGCUACACGGGAAAGAACAUUGUGGUCACCAUCCUGGACGAUGGCAUUGAGAGAACCCAUCCAGAUCUGAUGCAAAACUAUGAUGCUCUGGCCAGUUGUGACGUGAAUGGGAAUGACUUGGACCCAAUGCCUCGUUAUGAUGCAAGCAACGAAAACAAGCAUGGGACCCGCUGUGCUGGAGAAGUGGCAGCCGCAGCAAACAACUCGCACUGUACAGUCGGAAUUGCUUUCAACGCCAAGAUCGGAGGAGUUCGAAUGCUGGAUGGAGAUGUCACGGACAUGGUCGAAGCAAAAUCAGUUAGCUUCAACCCUCAGCAUGUGCACAUCUACAGUGCGAGCUGGGGCCCAGAUGAUGAUGGCAAGACUGUAGAUGGACCAGCUCCACUCACUCGGCAAGCCUUUGAAAAUGGCGUCAGAAUGGGGCGACGAGGUCUUGGCUCUGUUUUUGUGUGGGCAUCAGGAAAUGGUGGCAGGAGCAAAGACCACUGCUCCUGUGACGGCUACACCAACAGCAUCUACACCAUCUCCAUCAGCAGCACAGCUGAAAGUGGAAAGAAGCCCUGGUACCUGGAAGAGUGUUCUUCCACACUGGCCACAACCUACAGCAGUGGAGAGUCCUACGAUAAAAAAAUAAUCACUACGGAUCUGAGGCAGCGUUGCACGGACAACCACACUGGGACGUCAGCCUCGGCCCCCAUGGCUGCGGGCAUCAUUGCACUGGCCCUGGAAGCCAAUCCGUUUCUGACCUGGAGAGACGUGCAGCAUGUUAUUGUCAGGACUUCCCGUGCAGGACAUUUGAACGCUAAUGACUGGAAAACCAAUGCUGCUGGUUUUAAGGUGAGCCACCUCUAUGGAUUUGGACUGAUGGAUGCAGAAGCCAUGGUGAUGGAGGCGGAGAAGUGGACCACUGUUCCCCAGCAGCACGUGUGUGUGGAGAGCACAGACCGACAAAUCAAGACAAUCCGCCCCAACAGUGCAGUGCGCUCCAUCUACAAAGCUUCGGGCUGCUCUGAUAACCCCAACCACCAUGUCAACUACCUGGAACACGUCGUGGUGCGCAUAACCAUCACCCACCCCAGGAGGGGAGACCUGGCCAUCUACCUGACCUCGCCCUCGGGAACCAGGUCCCAGCUUUUGGCCAACAGGCUCUUUGACCAUUCCAUGGAAGGAUUUAAAAACUGGGAGUUCAUGACCAUUCACUGCUGGGGAGAACGAGCUGCUGGUGACUGGAUCCUUGAAGUCUACGACACGCCCUCUCAGCUGAGGAACUUCAAGACUCCAGGUAAACUGAAAGAAUGGUCUUUGGUACUCUAUGGCACCUCGGUGCAGCCAUACUCACCAACGAAUGAGUUUCCUAAAGUGGAACGUGUCCGUUAUAGCCGAGUGGAAGACCCCACCGAUGACUACGGCACAGAGGAUUAUGCAGGCCCCUGUGACCCUGAGUGCAGUGAGGUCGGCUGUGACGGGCCGGGACCGGACCACUGCAGUGACUGUCUGCACUACUACUACAAGCUGAAAAACAACACCAGGAUCUGUGUCUCCAGCUGCCCCCCUGGUCACUACCAUGCUGACAAGAAGCGAUGCAGAAAGUGUGCUCCCAACUGCGAGGCCUGCUUUGGCAGCCAUGGUGACCAGUGCCUGUCCUGUAAACAUGGAUACUUCCUGAAUGAAGAAACCAACAGCUGUGUUACUCACUGCCCUGACGGAUCAUAUCAGGACACCAAGAAAAAUCUUUGCCGGAAAUGCAGUGAAAACUGCAAGACUUGUACUGAAUCCCAUAACUGUACAGAAUGUAGGGAUGGGUUAAGCCUGCAGGGAUCCCGGUGUUCCAUCGCUUGUGAGGAUGGACAGUACUUCAAUGGCCAGGACUGUCAGCCCUGCCACCGCUUCUGUGCCACUUGUGCCGGGGCCGGUGCUGAUGGGUGCAUUAACUGCACGGAGGGCUACUUCAUGGAGGAUGGGAGAUGUGUGCAGAGCUGUAGUAUCAGCUAUUACUUUGACCACUCUUCAGAGAAUGGAUAUAAAUCCUGCAAAAAAUGUGACACCAGCUGUUUAACGUGCAAUGGUCCAGGGUUCAAGAACUGUACAAGCUGCCCCAGUGGGUAUCUCCUAGAUUUAGGAAUGUGUCAGAUGGGAACCAUCUGCAAGGAUGGAGAAUACAUUGAUGAGCAUGGACGCUGCCAGAUCUGUGAAGCCUCAUGUGCCAAGUGCUGGGGGCCGACUCAGGAAAACUGCACUGGCUGCCCUGACACAAGGGUUUUUGAUGAUGGCCGCUGCGUUUUGAACUGUCCCUCAGGCAAAUUUGAAUUUAUGAACCAAUGCCAUCUAUGCCACUAUACCUGCCAAGAAUGCCAAGGAAAUGAGCCUUUCAGCUGUACCUCCUGUGGAGUCGAUAAAUAUGGCUGGGAGCGCUUCUUGUACCAGGGAGUAUGUCAAGAGAGCUGCCCGGUGGGGCACUACGCUGCUGAGGGGCACACCUGCCUGCCCUGCCCAGACAACUGCGAGCUUUGCCACAGCGUGCACACCUGUACACGAUGUAUGGGUGGCUACUUCAUAGUGCCCACCAACCACACCUGCCAGAAGUUAGAGUGUGGACAAGAUGAAAUCCAAGACCCAGACUAUGAAGAAUGUAUACCUUGUGAAGAAGGAUGUCUGGGAUGCAGCUUGGAUGAUCCAGGAACCUGCACGUCAUGCACUACAGGGUAUUACAUGUUUGAACACCGCUGUUAUAAAAUCUGUCCUGAGAAGACCUACAUUGAAGAAUUUGAAUGCAAAGCGUGCGAUACCAACUGCGGCAACUGUGACCGGAAUGAGUGCUACUGGUGUGAGGAAGGCUUCUUUCUCUUGGGCGGCAGUUGCGUGAGGGAAUGUGGCCCUGGCUUCUACGGCGACCCAGAGAUGGGUGAAUGUGAGCCCUGCCACCGAUCCUGUGAAACCUGCACCGGCCUUGGCUACGACAAGUGCAGCAGCUGCCGAGGAGGGCUGCAGCUGCUGCAUGGGACGUGUGUGGGUCCCACCCAGACCCAGAUGGAAGGCAACUUCUGGAAUGACAUUUUGAGAAAAUACCAGCUUUGUCAUUCUUCUUGUAAAACUUGCAAUGGAUCUGCAACCCUGUGUACUUCAUGUCCAAAAGACUCAUAUUUGCUGGCUCAGACCUGCGUCUCUACCUGUCCCCAAGGCAUGUGGCCCUCAGUGAGGAGUGGCAGCUGUGAGAACUGUACAGAGGACUGUGCUUCUUGCUCAGGAGCCAAUCUUUGCAAAAAGUGCCGAACUCAGCUGGAAUACCCUCUCUUCCUCCAUGAAGGCAGGUGCUACACCAAGUGCCCUGAGGGCUUCUAUGCAGGUGAUGGCAUCUGUGCACACUGUAGCUCCCCUUGCAGAACAUGUGAAGGAAAUGCCACCAACUGCCACUCUUGUGAAGGAGGCCUUGUCCUGGACCAGGGAGUGUGCCAGAGAGCCUGCUCUGAGAGGCACGUGGCCGUGGAGGGGGUGUGCAAGCAUUGCCCAGAGAUGUGUCAGGAAUGCAUCCAUGAGAAAACAUGCAAAGACUGCAUGCCUGAGUUCUUCCUACACAAGGAUAUGUGCCAUCAGUCCUGUCCCCAACACUUCUACGCAGACGAGCGCCAGUGCGUUCCCUGCCACGAAGACUGUCUGGAGUGCAGUGGCCCCUCGGCGGAUGACUGUGACCUCUGUGCUGACUCAUCCUUGGUUCUCUAUGAUGGGCAAUGUUUGAACGAGUGCCCAGCAGGGACUUACUAUGAAAAAGAGACGAAAGAUUGCAAAGAUUGCGACAAGUCCUGCCAGACCUGCUCAUCGUCUGGGACCUGCACGACCUGUCAGGAAGGCCUGAAGAUGAACAGCCAUGGAAAAUGUGUGCCUCACAAGGAAUGCGCCCCCUCCGAGUACUGGGAUGAGGAUACUCUGGGAUGCAAGCCCUGUCACACUAAGUGCUUCCGCUGCUUGGGGUCCUCUGAGGACCAGUGUCUUACCUGCCUGAGGCCCAGCCUCCUUCUCAAGUCCAAGCAGGGGGAGAAAUUUAACUGUGAAAAAUGCCACGAGAGCUGUGUAGAAUGCAAAGGCCCUGGCACCAAGAACUGUACUGCGUGCCCUGCCAACCUGCUGCUGCACAUGGAUGACAGCCGCUGCCUGAGCUGUUGCAACACCUCAGAUCCCACCGAUGCCCAGGAGUGCUGUGACUGCCAGGACAUCACAGAUGAGUGCAUCCUUCGAGCAAGUGAGAUCAGGUCUGCACCUGAGCAUUUCAAGACAGGCUUGUUCAUCACCUCCUCCAUCGUGCUGGUGCUUCUGCUCGGGGCAGCUGUGAUCAUCUGGAGGAAAUCACGGGGCCGAGCCCAGCUAGCAGAGAAGGCCGGCUAUGAAAAGCUGGCUGACCCUAGCAAGUCAUACUCCUCCUAUAAGAGCAGCCAUCACGAGAGCACCAACUUUGAAGAGGAUCAGGUGAUUGAGUACAGGGACCGCGACUAUGAUGAAGAUGACGAUGAUGACAUCGUCUACAUGGGCCAAGAUGGCACUGUCUACCGGAAAUUUAAAUAUGGGCUGCUGGAUGAUGAUGACGAAGAUGAGCUGGAAUACGACGAUGAGAGCUACUCCUACCCGUGACAGAGGUCACCUCCACACCACCCCAUUCCUCUCCCAGGCAUGAGUGUGAGCAUUAGAGUGUAGGAUUUUAUCCUCACACACCAGGCUGAUGUAUGCGUGUUUGUAUUUGUCUUCUUAACCAUGAUUCCAACUGAAAUAUAUAAGAAUGCUGAAGUAUUUUGUUCUUCCUUUGAGUGGCUAAACUUGAUUAACCAUAAUUGUUCAACCAUAACUGAGGAACAAGGAUCAAGUCCGAAGGGAUUUUCCUCCGAACAAUAUGUCAAACAGAACACAGGAAGUAAAAACAAGUGAGAUUUGUAUAAACUGUUUUAUGUGAUUUUAAAAAAUGAAAAAGGAAGUGGAGGACUAUUUGAGAUCUUGCUCCCCAGCAUAUGUCAUCAAUUUGGCUCAAAUAAGCUCUUAUAAAAACUUAAAAAAAAAAAAAAGGAAGUGGACCUGUAAAAAUUCUGGUUUUUGCUGUAUUGUGGAGAUAUCUACUGUACUGCCUUCUGGAAUUCUGAUAUUUCUGUAAAUGAUUUUUGGGGAUGGGGAGAUGAAAGAGUUGUUUGUCUUAGAGGACUUUUCUCCCAUUAGCUCUCUUUAAGCAGAGAUUCGUUCUAUAAGAACCAACUGAAGAAGGUUCUCGUGGCAUUUAACAAUUGACUCCGGGCUGCGCCUGGUGAGCCAAAGAGACCACUGCUGACAAUGGUCAUGACCUAGUUCAAGAUGAGAAAAGAAAAGGGAGGUAGCAUUAUAGCUGAGGCACCAUCAUGUGUUCACUGGGCUCUGGUUCCUCUGCAUGAAUCCAGAGUCAUUAUGACUCUAGGAGCAGAACAAACCCCGGCAGGAGAUAGCAGCAAAUCCAGCAGGAAAGAAAUCACUAAGUUUCCAAGAAUUGCAACACUAUACCCUCAUGAUUUCUAAGAAUGUUUCUAGUUGGAAACAUCAGCUAAGACAUCAAGUAAUAAAAACAAAUCACAGUGUUAACCUAACAUAAAAUGACCAAAAUUACAUCUACUCUAAUAAAAGACUUUAGCUACUAAAUCAGCAAGCUUUCAUCAACAGCCUGUCACAGAACUGUGGACUCUCCAUAGAAAAAGUUGGAAUGGAGUCUAACAUGCAUAAUCCCAACUUCCCGCUCACAAACUUAAUCCAGCUGCUGACCAGCCUUCCAACACUCUUUGUCCCUGUGUCUUUUGUUUCUAAACAUCCUAGGCCUCCUUUUUUCCACUUUCCUGCCAAGCACAUGCUUGGAUUCAUGCACCUAGGGCAGUUUUUCUACAGAUAAUACAGAGAGAGGGACUCUUGCUGUGUGAAAUUACCUAAGCAGGGUUUUUGCAGACUUCCUUGACAAAGCAGAAGUUACAGGCAGUCCUAGGAGCAAACCCCCAGAAAUUUUCAGAUGAUGAUGAUAAUUUUAAAAAAUGUAUUGCACACCUACUAUGUACCAGGUACCAAGCUAAAUAAUUUCUUUUGGAAAAAAUCACCUAACACGACCAUAACUUCAUGAGGUUGGUACCAUUAUUGCUCUGUUUUCAUAGGAAACCCGAGGUUUAUGAGAGAUUAAGUAACUAGCCCAAGGUUGACAGAAAGCCAAUCAAGAUUCAAGAAAAUAGAAUUAUCCUAAAGCACAUGUCCUUAAUAAUUGUGCUACACUGUCAUAAAGUAAGAAAAGAAGCAUCCUGAAUCUAAUAAAGACAUGUCUGUUACUUUAUGAUAUGGCAGCUGUAUUACCUUUACUAAAUUUGUGCGUUUUCUUUUCUUUUUUUUAAACAUGAUGUACCACUAACACAAGAAAUCUCUGUGAAGAAGUCUUCAGUUUAUGGAAGGCCUCAGUGUUUCACAGGGGAAAGCUCUUAAAGGAAAGGUUGGCCAACUCUCUCUGGAAAGCGCCAGACAGUAAAUACUUUAGGCUUUGCACAACUACUCAACGCUGCCAUUGUGGCAUGAAUGCAGCCAAUCCAUAAUGAAUGGGUGGGUCGUUCUCCAAUAAAACUUUAUUUAUACUAAAAUUUGGAUAUAAAAUAAUUUUCACAUAUCAUAAAAGAGUAUGCUUCUUUUCAUUUUUUUUCUUAAAUCAUGAAAAAUAUAAAAACCACUCUUAGCUCGAGGCAGUACAAAAAUAUGUGAUGGGCCAGACUUGGCCACCAGACUAUAGUUUGCCAACCUCAUCUUAAAAAAAUAAAUUCUUAAGAGACCAUGUGCGUUAUACAUGCAUACGAUAUGCCUCCAAAUUUUUUGAUCAUUUAAAAAUCAUCUCUUCAAAAUCUUUUUUGAACCCGAUAGUUCCAUUUGUAAUUCUUAGAAAUAAAAAUACAUGUAAGAUAGCCAUUGUACCAAUAGAAGAAUUUCUCCUCUCUUGCUGUGUAAUUACAGAGUGUAGCCUAUAGAAAUAAGUAUUUUUGCUUAUACUGUGUUUUUCAUCUCCCCUGAUAAUUCUAAAGCUGAUAAACUGAGUUUGACAUUUCUUUGUGUAGCCUGGAAAUUGUUUUUCAAGAAAAAAUAUGUUUAUG
Hipposideros armiger (great roundleaf bat) is the source of this 8086-nucleotide messenger RNA. It is a transcript of the gene PCSK5, whose product is annotated as proprotein convertase subtilisin/kexin type 5. Gene Ontology annotation, molecular function: serine-type endopeptidase activity. Gene Ontology annotation, biological process: protein processing. Bases 501 to 5594 code for a protein of 1697 amino acids. Lineage: Eukaryota; Metazoa; Chordata; Mammalia; Chiroptera; Hipposideridae. The transcript has 35 exons. The record is from RefSeq and is a predicted model, not a curated record. Gene Ontology annotation, cellular component: trans-Golgi network; Golgi membrane.